AUGAAUCUAUGUGUAACAUACAAAUGUAUAUUGUUAUUCAUAUUAUUUGGAUUUGUAAAAUGUGCUGACAAACCUGAACAACAUCCCGUUAGUAGUGAUACUGACAGUGAUGAAGAAGACAACUUUGAGGUUACAGAAACUUCUGAACCCCCCAAAGGUACCGAACAUCUAGAACUGAGUAAAAAACCUGGUAAAAUGAUUUUUAUGAAAGAAAAUGAAAAUGGAAUAGUGGUACCAAUGGAAGAAGGAGACUAUAAACAAAUAUUUGAGGAUCCAUAUAAAAAAGUAUACAUAUUUCAAAAAAAUCUCGAAAUGAUACUCUGUGAUUAUAAAGUCAUUUUUCAACAAAUAUCUGGAAAACCUUACGCGUCAACAUUGACUUAUUAUAGAAUUAAUAACGUGUUUACAAUUCAACAUGAAAAUGGAUUUAUGCUUAUUUGCCACGAAGAAGGGAAGUGGAAAGUAUACUUACGGAGUCGUUCGGGUUAUCUUAAUCUUUACACACAAGAUUCUGAAGGUCGUUAUCUUGAACUGGGUGAAAACAAUUAUUAUAUUAGUUUUGGUCCAAGAGGAUUCUUAAGAUAUGAAUUUAAGAGUGAUGUAAAUUGUAGUAAAGUUAUGUUUAAGGAUAAACUAGUUUGGAGAAGAAAUUCUAAUGAACCUUGCCCAUGUAAAGUUAGUAUUACUUUAAAAAAAGAUAUUAUUCUUUAUUUUGAUGCCUAUUAUCUUAUAUUUUUAAAAAGCCACUUCUAUAAUUUAUUUUACGAAAGAAAAAGAAAAAAAUAA
Molecule: messenger RNA, 786 nt
Organism: Theileria parva strain Muguga
Lineage: Eukaryota; Apicomplexa; Aconoidasida; Piroplasmida; Theileriidae
Product: SVSP family protein
Exons: 1
Coding region: 1-786 (261 amino acids)
Source: RefSeq, a predicted model, not a curated record